CGAUUUUGGUCCUCCGAUCGGUGUUGCUUGGUGCUUGCAGGCUGCGGCAGUGCAAUAAAUAUUGCCUCGAGACUUACUCGAGGCAUGUACCAAUGAUGGCCUAUUAUUCUAUAUAUAAAUGCUGUCGGACCCUUCCUUACUUUGCCUCCCUCCACGAUGGACCAACGCAAACGCAAACGCAAUUCAUCGACGAAUUCGACUCAAGACACCAGAACAACAGCUCCUGAAAGCUCGCAUCACAGACUUGUGGAGAACACACGUGAAUUGGUGCAUCAUGAUGAAACCAACUAUGCCUUGGUCAAGGGCGGUGUUAAGAAGUUAAGGAUCUCGCGCUCGAAGGAUUCCCCCAGCCGUAGUUCUGUUCCCCCGAAUGAACGUGCAUCAUCGAUAUCGGUUCAUGUGGCUCCAUCUGGUUUGGAAAUGGAGGUUGAUACCCAAUCAGCACUUCAGGAUACUCAAGAGGCUGUACAGCACAUGCAUUCACUUCCAAGACCUGCGAAAACCGUGGUUUCGCACCUUCAAGAGGCACAAGAGGAUCUCGAUGCUGCUGACAUCUGCCAGGACAUAUAUCUCGAACUCCUCAGGGUAUUCGACGCUGUUAUCGGAGAGAUCGCGGAUGUACAUCCCCAUGCAAAGAUAGCACUGGGCAUGUUGUCUUGUGCAGCCAAAGUCAUUCUAGCUCAAGCCGAUCGCGACACUGCGGUGCUCAAACUUCUCGAUAAGUUAUGUGAAGUUUAUAACUUCAUACUACAAGACGAGCUGCGUAGCAAAAUAUCGUCGAUGUGUACGAUCCUUGGAAAGAUUUCUCAGCAGACCCGUGAAUGUGCCCGUUUUAUCCAAAAUUAUUCGGAGACUAAGGAAUUCUGGGGUAGACUUGGAAAGAACGUCGUCUCGGAAACGGAAGAUACGAUCCAAAAGUACAAUGACGUGUUCGAUAGGCUCAUGCAAAACUUCCGGGACCAGGUCGCUCACGAUGUAGCCAUACAUGUUCAUCGUACGAGAGAGAUAUUGGACCUCAGCGGUAUGAUUUACGCAGAGGGCGCGGGACUAGACACCAGAAAACAAUGCCUUGAAGGGACCCGCACGGAAAUCCUUUCCCAGAUCACAGAAUGGGUAAACAGCACUGAGGACAAUGUUCCACGCGUGCUGUGGCUAUCUGGCCCUGCAGGCAAGGGCAAAUCGGCGAUCGCCCACACAAUUGCUAAGUGGUUCGAAGACGUGGGAGGACUUGGUUCAUGUUACACUUUUGACCGCCAGCGAGAAGCAGAUCGUCGCCAUGAAAAGAUCUCUUCCACGAUCGCGUGCGACAUUGGCUGACCGUAAUCCGGAGAUGAGAAGGGCAUUGGCAGAUGCAGUUCAAGCCGCGAGUUCGCUCAAGAAGACGGCAGAUAUAAUCCAACAGUGGCAGAAGCUUCUUAUUGAACCACUGGAAAAGUCAUCUGGGUCGGCUGGGGAACCCAUCGUGGU
Messenger RNA from Suillus subalutaceus, 1467 nucleotides. RefSeq lists its product as uncharacterized. Bases 157 to 1317 code for a protein of 386 amino acids. NCBI's taxonomy places the organism in Eukaryota, Fungi, Basidiomycota, Agaricomycetes, Boletales, Suillaceae. The record is from RefSeq and is a predicted model, not a curated record. The transcript has 8 exons.